CUGUCUCCAAUCUUCUUUCUUGCGAUCAUCCAUUGCAGACCGCCACGGACUCAAGCCGCCGCCAUGGACGCCGAGCAAACCCGAGUCCACUUCGAGCACAUUGUCGCCGAGCUCCAGAGACCUGCUGCACGACCCGCCGCCGAGAAGGCGCUCGAGGAGUUCAAAAGCAUUCCAAACGCCGUAUUACAUUGCCAAUACAUCAUCGAGAAAACCGAAUCCAGUCAGACGCUAUUCUUCGCUUCGAGUGCUCUCUCCGAGCUCGCGGCUAAAGAAUACAGUAUCCGGCCAAAGUCCGAAAUUCAGGGUCUUCGAGACUAUUUGAUCAACCGAGUCUUGCAGGCCCCUGAUAGCGCACUCGAUUACUCUCGCACCAAUCUCCUCCGGAGUGCGGCUAUAAUUGUCAAACGAGGAUGGCUCUAUGAUACACGAGAGGAAAGGCAGUCCCUCCUCCACACCCUAUCGUCGAUGGUUGCGACCGAUGGAUAUAUCCGCCUUGUUGGCCUUGCCUUCCUCAAGCUACUUCUGGAUGAGUUUCAAAGCAAGCGCAUGUCGUCGGUUGGCCUUCCAUGGGUGUUUCAUGCGAGCUGCCGCGAAGCAUUCGAGAGCAACGACCUGCGCUCUGUCUUUGAGCUGGUUCAAAAAAUGCUGCGCGUCUCCCUCGCCCAAAAGCCGCAACUGGAUAGCAGUGACGUCUUGGCCGCCGUCAUUCUGGAAGCGAUUUUAUCUUGGGAUUUCGCUCCCACAAAAAACGCUGGGCUUUCUGGCGACUUUGAGGAGCAUCAGCUCGAUGAAGACACGUACGACGCUGAAGUGGCACCCACCCGAUUUCCUGAAUCAUGGAAAACGCAACUGCUCGACUCCGAAGUCCUCUCAACCAUCUUACAGCUUCACACCAGGCUACUCGCUUCCAACCAUGCCCAUCUUUCUCGGUCGAUCUUGAUCCGCUAUUCUUCGCUGAGCGGGCCUCUUCUUGCAGAAAAGGACACUCGCCUUCGCCACUACGUUUCCCUCUGUGCCGGAGUAUUGCAGUUAGUGAAGAAUUUCUCCAUCAUGGAUGUUGAAACCGACGAGGCUGGGUCCGAGUUGAUCGGCCUCUGUCAGAUCGCUCGUCGCAUUCUUCUCUACUCCAAGCUGGAAGACAUCAUCUCGACGGGCGAAUCCGAGCAAUUUUUCUCUGAACUGGGGCGCAUGACUGAAAUGUGCCUCAGCAAAUUCGACACCCUUGACGACGGAGACCAUUGGCUUGCUGCAACGGAUGAGCUCCUGGUCAUGUGGUCGGCAUUUGUAUUCGAUCUAGGCUUCUACGUCGGCUCCAAUCCGCCGUCCGGUAUCCAGAAUCACUCUCGACUCCAAGUCUUUCUCGAGGCACUCGGAGCACGCUGCUUUCAGCUCUAUGUGGAUCGUCGUCUGACUCUUGCCGCCCGAGUUGAUGACGAUGACGCCGAUGAUACCAUCGGUAUCCGUGAUCGCGAUCUCUAUGGCGACCAGCUUCUCUACAUCACCACGCUCGGUCGUGUCAGUGCUAUUGGCUCCCUUUCCAAGCUCGCUACGCUUUGGGCCGGUGCGCUUGAGCAAUUCAGGAGCAGCACGCUGCUCGGUGGUGCUGGCAUCUCGACCACGCUUAACGAGCAGCUUUGCUGGCUUAUUGUCAUCAGUGGACAUUUAUGCGCUGACUCGGGAAUCGGUGAGACACCAGCCGUCCCCCAAGCCUUCGACAAGCAGGAGAUCUUUGGAAUGCUGAGCUCGAUUGUUCAGUCGGUGAUGCAGCUCUGGGAGCUCGUCAACGUUCAGCCGACCGAUCCUUUGGCCUUGUAUCUAAGCCCGCUUUUGACUGAAAACAUAACAUGGUUCGUCGAUCGCUGGUCACGGACUUAUCUCUGUAUGGAGGAUAUCACAAGCGCAUCCAACGGCCCCACCGCGACUACCUUUGGUGUCGAAACACUGAAUAUCAUUCUGAGAAAUCUUCAUGGCAAUUUUCAUCUGUGGAACUCUGACGAAGGCGUUCUCCAGAUCACAGUCUCGGUUCUGGAAACCUAUGCCAACAUGAACCGUAUCCGGAAUGCUCUGUUUGAACAGCAGCCUUUCCUGGAGCUUGUUACCUUCCUCUUCCAAAACCUGGGAAGUUUUCCGUCCUCUAUUCACUGCUCCCUCAUUCAAGCCAUCACAACGAUUGCGACACAUGUAUCAUCCGAUCACUUCAAAGCACUCUACUUUUCCAAUCUUUCGAGUGCUAUCGAGAGCCGUUUGGAUCAUAUCAUUCAACAAAUCAACUCGACAAAUUACGAGAAUCCCGAAAUCGCAUUGGAGCUCAUUAAUGUCAUGGAGAUGUACAUCGGCGUCCACCUAUCUGCGGAUGAAUACAGCUCCGUCGCUAUUUUCGGCAUGAGCGCCAAGCAAUUCGAUACUUGUCUGAAGCUUCUCCACUAUUAUCGGAACAACCCACAAGUGGAGAUCUACUUGCUGCAAUUCUUCCAGACACUGGUGUCCCAUCUAGCUCUUGAUAUGCUCGCCGUCGACUGUCUCCAGCAACUUUUCAAGGCAACGAUUGAUCUUAUCAGAGUCUAUACCGAAAACAACUCAGGGCGAGUCCGACGACAGGAUAAAGGAGAAGAAGACGAAAUUCUCGAUGACAUCAAAGCCGUUCUGGUCCUCCUCUCUGAGCUGAUAGACUGGGGCAGCGCUCAGGAUGUAUCAUCUCGCUCAGGCACAAUCACCACUCCGAGCGACCCAGGCCAUUUGGAAGUGCAGGAUGUCGUAUACUAUGGCAUCAGCCACGUUAUCCCGCUGAUCACAGCGGACAUGCUCAAUAAUGCCUCGCUUUGCCUCAACCUUGUCAGUACCAUUGGUCAGCUUCUCGACACCUACCCCCAUCGAUUCGAUCAGCUGCCUAGCCAGAUGAUCAGUAAUAUGAUGAAGACAUUGGAAUUCGGUCUCAACAGCCAUGUUCUAGGCAUCGCCCGUGGCUCAUUCUCCGCAGUAGCUCGCCUGGCACUCUUCAAGUACUGGGAACAGCACCGUGCCGGUGUGGUUCUUGGCGAGGCUAGUGCUGCUAUUCUCGAUCAGUUUCUCCUCCAGGUGUUCGACAUUCUCUUGUUCAAAAGCUUCAACUAUGAUUUGAUGGAGGCCGCGAGCGAGGCACUUUUUGGCCUCACCCUGGCACGCAAGGCGGUAUAUAUGCAAGCCGUCCAUCGUAUCGUUGAACAUCAAGAGUCACCUGAUAUUCGAUCUCGGCUGAUGAGUGCCUUCCAGCUGCUUACGGCCGCUGCCGAGGAAUCUGAGCGUCUGCACCAAAGCCUUGGUCCCACUUCCCGCAAUGGAGUCAUGAGCCGCGCAUUCAAACCGUACAGCGCCGCCCUUGUCUCGUUCCUCAUGGAAGUCCGUGGAUAUUUGCGGCUCAAGUGAAUGGGCGAAUAGAUGAUAAGCUCUGACCAGCGCCAGCUGCAUGCCGGUGCUGAGCGACUCCCCUCAUUCGUUUGUGAAUAAGGCGCUCUCAAUCAAGCUCCCCCCUCUUCCAAUUACUCCCUGAGAUUUCUUUCCAUCGCUAUCACUGUCCGCUCGUCCGGUCCUCGCUCAGCAUCUUGGCUCCGACAUAGCGUCCGUCUAUAUCUUGCCUGUUGUACGAUCCGCGAUAUAACGUGCUUCAAAUGGAUUGUCUUCAUUAAACGAUCAUACAGUUGCACAGCUCAAGUUGUGAAUAGCGGCAUUGAUAUCGGAUUUUUUUUUUCUUUCUUUAUUGUGCGCCGCCACGGCGGCGCACUAGCCAUCAGGACC
This is a messenger RNA of Polychytrium aggregatum, 3771 nucleotides long. RefSeq names its product armadillo-type protein. Gene Ontology annotation, cellular component: nuclear pore; cytoplasm. The record is from RefSeq and is a predicted model, not a curated record. Gene Ontology annotation, biological process: protein export from nucleus. Lineage: Eukaryota; Fungi; Chytridiomycota; Chytridiomycetes; Polychytriales. The transcript has 24 exons. Bases 64 to 3402 code for a protein of 1112 amino acids. Gene Ontology annotation, molecular function: nuclear export signal receptor activity; small GTPase binding.